ACGGAUUACUGCAUUCACGCAGUACAAGUACUUUGUCCUCCUCGGGGAAGUAGCUGUCGGUCAGAUCGCUGCGCGGAGGUCGAGGUCCACCGAAGGGUCAGAGAAGGCGGUGCGCUGCCGGCCAUGCGGGCCUGAAGAUGGGGGACGAGGGCAGCGUUUCUCCGCUGAAGAACUUCGUGGCCGGAGGAGUCGCCGGCGCGUGUCUCCUGCUGGCGGGACACCCGCUGGACACCAUCAAGGUGAGGCUCCAGACGCAGCCCAAAGCCCCCUCUGCGCAGUACGUCGUCUACAGAGGAACGUACGACUGCUUCCACAAGACCGUGUCCAAGGAGGGUAUCCUCGGCCUCUAUAGAGGGAUGGGGGCUCCUCUAGCUGGCGUGGCCCCCAUGAUGGCCAUCAGUUUCUUUGGGUUCGGCCUCGGUAAACAGCUCCAGCAGACGGACCCGAACACACCCCACACGCACACUCAGCUCUUCCUCUCGGGCUGCCUCGCUGGCGUCUUCACCACCGUCAUCGUGGCUCCGGGAGAGAGGAUCAAAUGUUUACUGCAGGUGCAGGCGAGUCGAGGAGAGUCCAGGUUUGCGGGUCCGGUGGACUGUGCGAUGCGGCUCUACAGGGAGCAGGGGAUCCGCAGCGUGUACAAAGGCACGCUGCUGACUCUCAUCAGAGACGUACCUUCCAACGGCCUUUACUUCCUCACUUACGAAUGCCUGAGAAACCUCAUGACACCAGAGGGUCAAAGCGUCACAGAGCUCAGCACUCCUAAGAUCCUUCUGGCCGGCGGCGUGGCGGGGGUCUUAAACUGGACCAUCGCUCUUCCUCCCGACGUCCUCAAGUCCAACUUCCAGACCGCUGCUGAAGGGAAGUACAGAGGUUUGGUCGACGUCCUGAGGACGCUGCUCAGAGAAGAAGGACCCAAAGCCCUCUACAAGGGGUUCAAUGCCGUCUUUCUCCGAGCCUUCCCUGCCAACGCGGCCUGUUUUUUGGGGUUUGAGUUGGCGUUAAAGGGACUGAACGCGGUCGCUCCUGGCUGGUGAAAUAACUCACUGAAGGGCUCUGACCUGUAACUGGCAUGCAGUCUGGACCAGUGUGGACCAGGGUAGACCAGUAUAAACCAGUCUGGAGCAGUGUGGACCAGGAUAGACCAGUCUGGACCAGUGUGGACCAGGAUAGACCAGUCUGGACCAGUGUGGACCUGUGUAGACCAGUGUGGACCAGCCUGGACCAGUGUAGACCAGUGUGGACCAGAGUAACCACUGUGGACCAGUGUGGACCGAUCUGGGCCAGUCUGAACCAGCUUCAACCAAGCUCAGAUGUGCUGAAUUGUUGUAUUCUUAAAUGUUUUUUCCAUUUAACUUAAUAAACGAGUUCUCCCUUGUGAUCCAGAGUUUAUACUCACCGCUGUGAGUAAAGGUUCAACCUGAA
Messenger RNA from Pungitius pungitius (ninespine stickleback), 1425 nucleotides. RefSeq names its product mitochondrial carnitine/acylcarnitine carrier protein. NCBI's taxonomy places the organism in Eukaryota, Metazoa, Chordata, Actinopteri, Perciformes, Gasterosteidae. The transcript has 9 exons. Gene Ontology annotation, cellular component: mitochondrial envelope; mitochondrial inner membrane. The record is from RefSeq and is a predicted model, not a curated record. Gene Ontology annotation, biological process: carnitine transmembrane transport; mitochondrial ADP transmembrane transport; mitochondrial ATP transmembrane transport. Bases 138 to 1037 code for a protein of 299 amino acids. Gene Ontology annotation, molecular function: ATP:ADP antiporter activity; O-acyl-L-carnitine transmembrane transporter activity.